AUGGCCUGCUGCUCCACCAGCUUCUGUGGCUUUCCCAGCUGCUCCACCUGUGGGACCUGUGGCUCCAGCUGCUGCCAGCCAAGCUGCUGUGAGACCAGCUGCUUCCAGCCCGCCUCCUGCCAAACCAGCUGCUGUGAACCCACCCCCUGCCAAACCAGCUGCUGUGAACCCACCCCCUGCCAAACCAGCUGCUGCGAGCCUACCUGCUGCCAAACCAGCUGCUGUGGGACUGGCAGUGGCAUCAGCUAUGGCCAAGAGGGUGGCCAUGGAGCUAUGACCUGCCGUGUCAGGUGGUCCCGCCCAGACUGCCGUGUGGAGGGCACCAGCCUGCCCCCCUGCUGCGUGGCAAGCUGCAUCCCCCCAACCUGCUGCCAGCUGCACCAUGCCCAGGCCUCCUGCUGCCGCCCAUCCUACUGUGGACAGUCCUGCUGCCGCCCAGCCUGCUGCUGCUCCUGCUGCCAGCCCACCUGCUGUGAGCCCACCUGCUAA
This is a messenger RNA of Orycteropus afer afer, 489 nucleotides long. NCBI's taxonomy places the organism in Eukaryota, Metazoa, Chordata, Mammalia, Tubulidentata, Orycteropodidae. The record is from RefSeq and is a predicted model, not a curated record.